ACACGCCUUUGACCUUGUAAACCCCGUCUUCUUCAAACUUCAAAGUCACCUCUGAACAACUCCAUUGCCUAACCUCUCUAAUCUUUCCUCCAUUUCAAGGAUCAGACACAAACCCAUUUCCAAUUUUCUCUUUUUCUUUCACUUCUUUCUGAUUCUUGAAAUACUCAAGAACCGAUUCUGGGUUUGAAUUGGUGAAAAGUUGGGGUUUUUUUUUUUUUGUUUCUGGGUUUUGCUCUGGGGCCUUUAAUGGCGGAUUUAGUGAAGCAGAUCUUGGCGAAGCCGAUCCAGUUGGCGGACCAGGUGACCAAGACCGCUGACGAGGCUAGUUCGUUCAAGCAAGAGUGCGCUGACAUAAAGUCCAAGACGGAGAAGCUGGCGGCGCUGCUACGCCAGGCGGCGCGUGCUAGCAACGACCUGUACGAGCGCCCCACGCGGCGGAUCAUCGACGACACGGAGCAGGUUCUGGAGAAGGCUCUGGCGUUGGUCCUCAAGUGCCGCGGGCACGGCGUGGUGAAGCGCGUUUUCACCCUCAUCCCCGCCGCCGCCUUCCGGAAAAUGCAAUCCCAUUUGGAGAAUUCCAUCGGGGACGUGUCGUGGCUCCUCCGCGUCUCCGCCUCCGCCGACGACCGCGCCGACGAGUACCUCGGCCUCCCUCCCAUCGCCGCCAACGAGCCCAUUCUCUGCCUAAUAUGGGAACAGAUUGCCAUCCUCUUCACCGGCUCCCUCGACGACGCCUCCGACGCCGCCGCGUCGCUGGUUUCCCUGGCCCGCGACAAUGAUCGCUACGGGAAGCUCAUCAUCGAGGAAGGCGGAGUCGGGCCACUCUUAAAGCUCUUGAAGGAAGGCAAGCCGGAAGGCCAAGAAAACGCGGCGAGAGCCAUCGGGCUACUCGGCCGCGACGAGGAAAGCGUCGAACACAUGAUCGUGUCCGGCGCCUGCCAGGUGUUUGCGAAAAUUCUCAAAGAAGGUCCGAUGAAAGUACAGGCGGUGGUGGCCUGGGCCGUGUCGGAGCUCGCUUCCCAUUACCCAAAAUCCCAAGACCUCUUCGCCCAGAACAACGUAAUCCGGUUACUCGUUAGCCAUUUGGCCUUCGAGACCGUCCAGGAACACAGCAAAUACGCCAUUGUUAGCAAAACCACUUCAAUCCACGCUGUGGUUUUAGCCAGCAAUAAAACCACAAAUGUCAAUCCUAAUCUGAAGGUUCAUGAGGAUGAUGAAAUGAAGAAAAUUACCAAUCCUCUUGGGAACAAGAAAGCCAGCAAUUUCCAGAAUGUGAUUGAGACCACAAUGGCAAUGAGAGCUCAAACAAAGAACCCCACAAAUGGGGUUAAUGUUAAUGUUAAUCAUCAGCACCAGCAUAGUCUUUCUGCUGGUUUAGGGUUUAGUCAAAAAGGAAGGGAAUUUGAAGACCCUGCUACCAAGGCUUACAUGAAGGCAAUGUCUGCAAGAGCCCUUUGGCAUCUUGCUAAAGGGAAUUCCUCGAUUUGCCGAAGCAUUACUGAAUCCCGAGCUCUCCUCUGCUUUGCGGUUCUUCUCGAGAAAGGACCUGAAGACGUGCAGUAUAAUUCAGCUAUGGCGGUGAUGGAGAUCACCGCUGUGGCCGAGCAGGAUCCCGACUUGAGGAGGUCUGCGUUCAAGCCCAAUUCCCCCGCCUGCAAAGCGGUCGUUGAUCAGCUACUCAGGAUCAUCGAGAAAGCAGACUCCGAUCUCCUCAUGCCAUGUAUAAUCUCCAUUGGGAAUUUGGCUAGGACCUUUCGAGCAACCGAGACGAGGAUGAUAAGUCCAUUAGUAACUCUGCUCGAUGAGCGAGAAGCAGAGGUGUCUAAAGAAGCCGCCAUUGCUCUAACUAAGUUCGCCUGCAGCGAUAAUUAUCUCCGCCUCGAUCACUCCAAGGCGAUCAUAGGCGCUGGCGGCGCAAAACACCUGGUUCAGCUCGUGUACUUUGGAGAGCAGCUAGUUCAGAGCUCGGCACUCGUUCUGCUAUGCAACAUUGCAAUGCACGUCCCCGAUAGCGAGGAUCUUGCACAAGCCGAGGUGCUGACAGUGCUCGAAUGGGCAUCGAAGCAGGCAAACCUCUGCCACGAUGAGAUGGUCGAGACGUUGUUACUCGAAGCCAAAAGCCGGUUGGAACUCUAUCAAUCCAGAGGGUCAAGGGGAUUCCACUGAAUUUACCAAAGUGAAGAAAUUCUAUGGGUUUGUGGCUCAAUACACACUAAUGGAUAUAUUGAGAGCGGGUUGGGAGCAAACCGACUUGAGGAGGCAGAGCAAGGCAACCCAAACCAACUUCCGAGGCCAAGCGCCAUGCUUGGCUUCGGCCUCGCCCUCGGCGCCGAGUGUGGUGAAGUAGGCGGACAUGGUCAAAGUGCACUAACUGCCCACCCAUUUCUCAUGGACAGUUACGGAUGAAUUUAGUAUAUAUUAUCCCAUUGUCUUGUUAGGACAUCAUCACCUACAUUAUAAUGACAUUAAGAUACUUUGCCAUUAUCAUUUGUUCCUUUAUUAUUGAUAUUGGUUAAUUCGG
This is a messenger RNA of Ipomoea nil (Japanese morning glory), 2521 nucleotides long. RefSeq lists its product as uncharacterized. Bases 247 to 2166 code for a protein of 639 amino acids. Gene Ontology annotation, biological process: cell surface receptor signaling pathway. NCBI's taxonomy places the organism in Eukaryota, Viridiplantae, Streptophyta, Magnoliopsida, Solanales, Convolvulaceae. The transcript is spliced from 2 exons. Gene Ontology annotation, molecular function: protein binding. The record is from RefSeq and is a predicted model, not a curated record.